Molecule: messenger RNA, 1977 nt
Organism: Phyllostomus discolor (pale spear-nosed bat)
Lineage: Eukaryota; Metazoa; Chordata; Mammalia; Chiroptera; Phyllostomidae
Gene: KLHDC7B
Product: kelch domain containing 7B
Exons: 1
Coding region: 39-1874 (611 amino acids)
Molecular function (GO): protein binding
Source: RefSeq, a predicted model, not a curated record
CAGCCCUAGCCGCAACCCCUGCCCCUACUGGUAAGUCAAUGCCUGCAUGUCAGGAGCCUAGUGUGGCUAUCUGCAAGGGCAACCAGGAGGGGCAGAUCUCAACUAGCUGGGGAAACCUUAUUUCAAUGGUUCUUAGGAGUCACCCCUUCCCCAGGCAAGAGAAGCCUCAAGGGACAGCCCAAAGGGCAGCUCGGGAGAGCUCUAGAGAGCCCAGCACUCCCACAGCCUUGGAGAACGUGGAGCCUGGUUCUCCCUCUGAAAGGGCCACUCCGGGUCUCAAGGACGGGCAGGACUCCCCAGCUGAGAUGGCCACAGGGGCAGGCACAGGGGGCCUGGCUGAGGCUGGAUGUCAGCCACAGCAGAGAAGCUCCGAGACAAACGAGGCUGCAGUGCCCAGGGCCCCAUCACGGCUGCCUGAGAAGAUGAAGCCUGGGCCUGCACCGCCCCCCACUGCCAGGGCAGACCCACAGCCUGUCCCCAGGCCUCGGAAACGCAGCAUGUGCGAAAUGGAAACCUCCAAGAGCUCUGAGCAGAAGGUCAGCCAGGCGGCCCCAGGAGAGGUGCCAGGGGAGAGGCCCAGCCCUGUAAGCAGCAGGGGUGUCCUCACGGAGAAACAGAAAGAGGCCCGCAAGCUCAUGGUGUUUCUGCAGAAGCCUGGGAGCUGGGGGGUGGUGGAGGGGCCCCGGAAGCCCAGCUCCCUGGCCCGGGAGGCUGCCUUGGCAGCAACUCUGCAGCGGCGGCUAGACCUGGGCAGCUGCCUCGAUGUACUAGCUUUUGCCCAGCGGCACGGGAAGACUGGCCUGGCCCAGGAGACCUAUGCCUUGAUGAGUGACAAUCUGCUGCACGUGCUGGGGGACCCGAACCUCUACCGGCAGCUGAGUGGGACCGACCGAGAGCGCAUCCUGAGCCUUCGGACUGGCCGGGGCCAGGCCGUGCUGGGGGUCCUCGUGCUGCCCAGCCUCUACCAGGUGAACCGCUCAGGGCUCACAGGGGGCCCUCACAUGGAGGAGGCUCCUGCCGCCGGUCCUGCGCCCCUACCUCCCCCAUCGCACCUGCACGUGUUCAACCCCCAGGAGAACACCUGGCGGCUCCUGACCCAGGUGCCGGAGGAGGUCCCGCUGCGGGGCUGCGGUCUCUGCACCAUGUACAACUACCUGUUCCUGGCGGGCGGCAUCCGCGGCUCUGGUGCCAAGGCCGUCUGUUCCAAUGAGGUCUUCUGCUACAACCCGCUGACCAACAUCUGGAGCCAGGUGCGGCCCAUGCAGCAGGCCCGGGCCCAGCUCAAACUGGUGGCCCUGGAUGGACUGCUCUACGCCAUUGGGGGCGAGUGCCUGUACAGCAUGGAGUGCUACGACCCCCGCACAGACACCUGGGCCUCGCGUGCGCCCCUCCCCGCGGGCACCUUCCCUGUGGCACACGAGGCCGUGGCCUGCCGUGGCGACAUCUACGUCACCGGGGGCCACCUCUUCUACCGCCUGCUCAGGUACAGCCCCGCGAAGGACGCGUGGGACGAGUGCCCCUACAGCGCCAGCCACAGGCGUUCCAGCGACAUGGUGGCACUGGGGGGCUUCCUCUACCGCUUCGACCUGCUGCGUGGCGUGGGUGCUGCCGUCAUGCGCUACAACACGGUGACGGGCUCCUGGAGCCGAGCCGCCCCCCUGCCCCUGCCGGACCCGGUCCCGCUCCGCUGCACCGUGCUGGGCAGCACCAUCUACUGCCUCAACCACCAGGUCACCGCCACCUUCACGGUCUCCGAGGGGACUGCCCAGUUCCAGGCCAAGGAGCUGCAGCCCUUUCCCCUGGGGAGUAAAGGGGUCCUCUGUCCAUUCAUCCUGACUCUGCCCCCCAAGGACCCGCUGCAGACUGCCCUCUGAGCCACUUCGCACCAGGACUGCAGCUGCUGUCUCCAUGCAGACUGUGGUGGGGCUCUGAGGCCAGGGGGGCACAGGGAGGUGGCCGCUCUUCUUUCUGGGGCAA